AUGGAACGCUUCCCCAAAUUGACUAAACCUAUUCAGGAGAUCAACCUAAUGACACAUCGUAUGGCUCAUCACAUAGCCACUAAAGAACCACCAGUCACGGCAGGACCUCGCCGACUGGCGCCGGACAAAUUAGAUUUCCUAAACGUGAGUUCGACACUUUGCUUGCAAAACGCAUUGUUCCUCCUACUCACAGUCCAAUGGCCUCUGCUUUACACAAGGUUCUUGAAAAAGACGGCAUUAGCUGGCGACCAUGUGGUGAUUAUCGAGUUUAUUGAUCGAUCUGUGANAUAA
Echinostoma caproni is the source of this 291-nucleotide messenger RNA. The record is from the annotation of a GenBank genome assembly. NCBI's taxonomy places the organism in Eukaryota, Metazoa, Platyhelminthes, Trematoda, Plagiorchiida, Echinostomatidae.